This is a messenger RNA of Pan troglodytes (chimpanzee), 2912 nucleotides long. RefSeq names its product protein phosphatase 1 regulatory inhibitor subunit 2 (gene PPP1R2). Lineage: Eukaryota; Metazoa; Chordata; Mammalia; Primates; Hominidae. The coding region runs from base 1686 to 2264 and encodes 192 amino acids. Gene Ontology annotation, biological process: regulation of signal transduction. The transcript is spliced from 5 exons. Gene Ontology annotation, molecular function: protein phosphatase inhibitor activity. The record is from RefSeq and is a predicted model, not a curated record.
GGUUUAAGUGAUGUGUAAGUUUAAAAUUAAGAAAGCCGUUUUGUACAUUAUAAUGAUAGUAGUAAAUGUUUAUUUGUUGCACCUCAGUGGUUGCUAGCUACUAAUGGUGCAUAUAUUAGUUUUAACUUCCAUGAAAGGAAGAUGAGAUAUGGGCUUGUUUGCUUCCCAAGUAGAAAUCUGGGGUUUACUCAGUCUCUUUGCAGAGAAGCAUAACUGCAUGGAUGGUAACCCACUGAAAGAUAGGUGUCAUUAUUACUGUUUAUGUCUUCAUUUUUUAACUUAAUGUAAUAUUGUUGUUCAGAUCAUUACAUGUAAUUUUUGACAAUUUCAAGUCUCAGAAUUUCCUAAAUGAAUUGUGAAAUUACAUUACGCAGCAGUAACCAGUAUGAAGACAAAAAUAAUGCAAGAAGCAUUAUGAGAAGAUGAGGAUUCUAAAUAAGUAUAGAUACCUAAUUAAGAUAAUACCUUGGGCCGGGCACUGUGGCUCACGCCUGUAAUCCCAGCACCUUGGGAGGCCAAAGUGGGCGGAUCACCUGAGGUGAGGUGUCCAAGACCAGCCCGGCCAACGUGGUGAAACCCCAUCUCUACUAAAAAAAAAAAAAAAUACAAAAAUUAGCCAGGCAUGGUGGCGGGCACCUGUAAUCCCAGCUACUCAGGAGGCUGAGGCAGGAGAAUUGCUUGAACCCGGGAGACGGAGGUUGCUGUAAGCCAAGAUCGCACCAUUGCACUCCAGCCUGGGCGACAAGAGGAAAACUCUGUCUCAAAAAAAAAAAAAAAAAGAUAAUACCUUGGCUGGGCAUGGUGACUCUUGCCUGUACUCCCAGCACUUUGAGAUUACAGAGGCAGAGGUGGGAGUAUUGCUUCAGGCCAGGAGAUCAAAACCAGCCUAAGCAACAUAGUAAGACUCUUUCUACAAAAAAAAAAAAAAAGUUAUGCCCUACCUACCUUGUAUUGAAAAAAAUAAAAGAUUUCCAAGAUUAAAAUAUUUUGUCAUUGAAUUAAGACAGCAUAAAUCCAAAAGUUACCAUUAAAAUAGAGGUAACUGCUGUUUCCAUUUGUUCUGUAGUGAAAGAAGAGUUAAGAACUACUGUAUUUUAAGUCAGUGGGUGAAAACUUUGGAAGAUAAUUUGAAAUAACCUGUUACUAACAAAAACAGUAAAAAUAAAAAACUUGAAGAUAUUAAAGACUGUGAUGAGCAUAAAAAGAAAUAAUGAAAUAGGUACAGAUGCUGAAACUCAAUACUGAUGAAAUUUGAGUGAAGAAAUACACAGUUUUUUGUGGUAUAUAUGUAUGUACCAUGGAAUAUAUAUAAAAAGGAACAAAAUAAUGGCAUUCACAGCAACCUGGAUGGAGUUGGAGACCAUUACUCUAAGUGAAGUAACCCAGGAAUGGAAAACCAGACCUUGUAUGUUCUCACUUAUAAGCGGGAGCUAAGCAAAGGCAUAAGAAUGAUACAGUGGACUUUGGGGAUGGGAGGGGUGAGAGGGGGUUGAGGGAUAAAAGACUACACAUUGGGUGCCGUGUACACUGCUCGGGUGAUGGGUGCACCAAAAUCUCAGAAAUCACCACUGAAGAACUUACCCGUGUAACCAAACACCACUUGUUUCCCAAAAACCUAUUGAAGUAAAAAUAAAUUGAGGGGAAGAAAAACAAUAAAAUUACAAUUAGUUAAAAAAAAAAUACGCAUGUUAAAAAGAGGUUUAUAUUCUUAUUUUUCUCCUAAAUUGCAGGUAUAUACUUUAAAAAUCUUUAAAAAAAAAAAAAGAUACAAGAUCUGGCUAUGUUGCCCAGUGCAGUGGCUAUUAACAGGCACAGUUAUAGCACACUACAGCCUGCAACUCCCGACUCAAGUGAUCCUCCCUCCUCCGCCUCCCAGUAUGAUGGGGGAUGAUGAAGAUGCCUGUAGUGACACCGAGACCACUGAAGCCAUGGCGCCAGACAUCUUAGCCAGGAAAUUAGCUGCUGCUGAAGGCUUGGAGCCAAAGUAUCGGAUUCAGGAACAAGAAAGCAGUGGAGAGGAGGAUAGUGACCUCUCACCUGAAGAACGAGAAAAAAAGCGACAAUUUGAAAUGAAAAGGAAGCUUCACUACAAUGAAGGACUCAAUAUCAAACUAGCCAGACAAUUAAUUUCAAAAGACCUACAUGAUGAUGAUGAAGAUGAAGAAAUGUUAGAGACUGCAGAUGGAGAAAGCAUGAAUACGGAAGAAUCAAAUCAAGGAUCUACUCCAAGUGACCAACAGCAAAACAAAUUACGAAGUUCAUAGACGAGAUUUGUUCAACACUGCAAUUGUUUGUUAGAUGUAAACCCUGUGACUAUAGUACGUUGCUUCUUGUUCUUCACAAUUCAUGACUUAAGUACCAAAAUGCAUACCAGUUAUUAUAUAUUGCCAAGAAUUAAAUGAUAAACUUAGAGACUGAUUAGACUGAAAAUGCCUAAUCGAUAUAUAUAUUCUUGUGCCUAGUACUUUACCACAAAUACAGUGUAAUAUCAUCAGUCCAAAACUGCAUUACUUUUGUAAAAACACUGGUUAAUUUGUAUAAGAUAUUAUAGAGCUUUUUAUGCUUUAGAAGUUAAACAAUAUCUUUGGGGGGGAACUAAUUUAUUUUCAUCACUUGAAAUGUGGUAGCUCUUACAAAGUUUAUUGAUUUGAUUUUUUUAAAAAUCAAAAGCCAAUUGAACAACAGGAUAUAUAGACUGAUAAAUAUUCAGGCUGAAUAGUAUUUUAACACUUGUCUUCAACUUGAUUUGUCUGUUUAAUUGAAAAGAAUUAUAAGAGUUACUGUUGCAUUUUCUGACCUACUAUUUUUAAAAUUCCUGUUGAGUUUCUUUGUGUUUACAGGGAAAGGACUGAACUUUUUCUCAUCAAAACUAGCUUUUUUCCCCACAAAUAAAUUAUCAGGUUAAACUUUCA